AUUCUCCAUUUGGACUUGCUGAAGCUGCGCCUCACCUUCCCGGGCGCAGCGGCGGCGGCGGCGGCGGCGGGUCCUCUUGCGCACGCCUUGGUAGCGCGGCCCCUUCCUUUCCCUUGGAGCCCUCCAGCAACGCGCAAUCCCGUAGCAGCUGGUUGCCGCCGCUCGAGACAAGCAGGCUCGGCGUGCUGCUUGAGCCUCUGCGGUGCGAUGGGACUGUGAUAGCCAAAAGCGGGCGUAAGUGAGUUCCGGAGUAGCGAUUUGCCUGUGACCAGCUGAGGGGAGUUGCUGAAACCGAAGCGCAAAACCGCCAUAAUGAAGCACUUCCUGAGAAGAUCUCCAAUGUCAUAAGUUUAAGAUGGAGGAGUAGUAUAUCAUUUAAAGAAUGCUUGUCCAGGUGUGCCUGUACUUCUAUUGUAAAUGCUUGUGGCGCUGCCUGAAAUUUGUGGUGAGGAAACUGACAGGACGGUGUGAAUUGCAAAGGAUCUGCUACAAUACGAAACCUGGGGCUGGCAGAACUAUGAAAAUUGAAACAUCAUUGAGGAGUUCAAAAAAUAAGUUGCUCCAAAGUUCAGUGAGUGUUCAUCCAGAUGCUAUUGAAAAAACUAUAGAUGCCAUCAUGGAACUUAAAAGGAUUAACCUGGAUGUAAACCCACAGCUGGGUGUAUCUCUGCAGGCCUGCCUCCUACAGAUUGUAGGGUACAGGAAUUUGAUUGCAGAGGUUGAGAAGCUGCGUCGAGAGCCCUAUGAUUCUGAGGAUUCCCAGCACGAAGAAAUGCUUCUGAAGCUAUGGAAAUCGUUGAAACCAAAUUCCCCGUUGGAAGCUCGGAUUUCCAAGCAGUGGUGUGAAAUUGGUUUCCAAGGCGAUGAUCCUAAAACAGACUUCAGAGGAAUGGGCCUCCUGGGAUUAUAUAACUUGUUAUACUUUGCUGAACGCGAUGCUACUGCGGCUCAGCAGAUCCUCUCUGACUCCCUUCAACCAAAAUACAGGGAAGUCACUAAAGAGGAGCUAAGUAAAUUCAGCAAGGCGGAGUGGGAGAAGAAAAAAUAUGAUAAAGCCAUUGGAUACUCCUUUGCUAUUGUUGGCAUUAACAUAACAGACCUUGCGUACAACCUACUUAUCAGUGGUGCUCUGAAAACACACUUCUACAACGUUGCUCCAGAAGCUCCGACAUUAUCCCAUUUCCAGCAGACAUUCUGCUAUUUGAUGCAUGAAUUCCAUAAAUUCUGGAUUGAAGAGGAUCCCCUGGAUAUCAUGGAAUUUAACCGUGUGCGAGAGAAGUUCCACAAGCGAAUCCUCAAACAGCUCCAGAACCCGGAUAUGGCUUUGUGUCCACACUUUGCUGCCUCAGAAAGCUUAAUCAACCUGUAGCCGUCAACUGGGUUUGGUUUGAAAACACUGCCUCAUUCUUGUGUUACGCCACCAUCUAGAGAUAAAUCGCGAAUGCAUUGAAUGAGCAUAGCGAUUGUAUGCAUGCUUCUUGGUGCAGUAUUCAUCUCUCUUUCUCUCCCUUUCCAGCUUCUCCUCAUGCCGAUUCUUUUGAGGGGUUUUGUCAUAAAAAUGGAGAGCUCCAAUUGCAGCAUUUUGCAGUGUUAAACAUUUUGAAUCGAUGUCCUGUAUGAGGUUUUUUUCUAUUUUUUUAGGAUCUUACCCAUCCACCCCACUGAUGCCUUUCCACCCC
Molecule: messenger RNA, 1679 nt
Organism: Elgaria multicarinata webbii
Lineage: Eukaryota; Metazoa; Chordata; Lepidosauria; Squamata; Anguidae
Gene: ELMOD1
Product: ELMO domain containing 1
Exons: 13
Coding region: 383-1369 (328 amino acids)
Molecular function (GO): GTPase activator activity
Source: RefSeq, a predicted model, not a curated record